Molecule: messenger RNA, 586 nt
Organism: Strongylocentrotus purpuratus (purple sea urchin)
Lineage: Eukaryota; Metazoa; Echinodermata; Echinoidea; Camarodonta; Strongylocentrotidae
Gene: rps15a
Product: ribosomal protein S15a
Exons: 5
Coding region: 121-513 (130 amino acids)
Biological process (GO): translation
Cellular component (GO): cytosolic small ribosomal subunit; ribosome
Molecular function (GO): structural constituent of ribosome
Source: RefSeq, a predicted model, not a curated record
UGUGAAUAGAAUGAUAUGGGAUAAUGCAAAACGACUGGUAUCAACGACUGCCAAUUGUGAUAGAGAUUACUUCCGGUUUGAUUGACCUUUUUCAAUCUCGAUCUUGUACCAAGGGCCACCAUGGUGCGUAUGAAUGUAUUGGCAGACGCACUGAGGUGCAUCUGCAAUGCUGAGAAACGAUGCAAGCGUCAAGUGCUGAUCAGACCAUGCUCCAAGGUUACUGUCAAGUUCCUUAUGGUGAUGAUGAAGCAUGGAUACAUUGGGGAAUUUGAGAUCGUAGACGACCACAGGGGAGGCAAGAUCAUUGUCAACCUCAACGGCAGACUCAACAAGUGUGGUGUGAUCAGUCCUCGCUUUGAUGUGCCCAUCAACGAAAUGGAGAAAUGGACCAGCAAUCUCCUUCCAUCUAGACAGUUUGGGUAUGUAGUCCUGACCACAUCGGGAGGUAUCAUGGAUCACGAGGAGGCGAGGAGAAAACACGUCGGUGGCAAGAUCCUGGGCUUCUUCUUCUGAACAGGGCCAGAGACGGGGUGUAAAUUCACAGCAGAAAAUAAUAAAAUAAACAAAAAAAUGAAAUAAACUUACA